AUGGAUGAGUAUAUUAUUAAUAAUACCAUGGGCAGUUACGUACGGGCUAUAGUGGAGGCAACAGACAUAUGGCAAUCGUCACACCUGUGGGCCCCCAAAAUCCACAAUGAAGUCCAGAAUUUUGUCAAAAUGUUUAAGAAGUUGAAUGCAUUUGAAAGCAAUGAGUCAGAGAUAUCAACGUUAAUAAGAUUGGCUAUACUUAAGCACCAAAAGCGUAAUGUCUACGAAUGGCACGAAAAAUAUUUGACACAAAUUAUACCCGAAUGGGAAAGCGAUGACAUUAUCAUGGAUUUGUUAACGGCAAUAAUACUGUUUAACCCUGAUCGACCCGGAAUUGUCUAUAGAGAAGUUAUCAAGUAA
Oppiella nova is the source of this 360-nucleotide messenger RNA. NCBI's taxonomy places the organism in Eukaryota, Metazoa, Arthropoda, Arachnida, Sarcoptiformes, Oppiidae. The record is from the annotation of a GenBank genome assembly.